Molecule: messenger RNA, 1257 nt
Organism: Phragmites australis (common reed)
Lineage: Eukaryota; Viridiplantae; Streptophyta; Magnoliopsida; Poales; Poaceae
Exons: 6
Coding region: 248-940 (230 amino acids)
Cellular component (GO): eukaryotic translation initiation factor 3 complex; cytoplasm
Molecular function (GO): translation initiation factor activity
Source: RefSeq, a predicted model, not a curated record
AUGGGAGCGAAGCCGAAGCGAUCAACCAAAGCGGAGGGGAGCCACCGAGCCAGCAGCCCAGCACAGCGAAGCGCAUCCUUUCGGUUCCCCCUUCCACAACCCUCGUGAGAAGCUUCCUCCCGUACCGCCGCCGCCGCCGCCGCCGCCACAGCCGCGGAAACCCUAGCCGCCCCCUCCUCUCUCCGGCCGCCGUCUCCCCGCCGCCGCCCCCGCUAAAGCGAUCGUAUCUCGACACCGUCGGACCUCGAUGGAGGACUGGGAUUCUGAAGAUUUUCAGCCAGUCGCAUCUGUUGUGAAAGCCGAGCCACUUAAAAGUCAGUGGGCUGAUGAAGAUGUUGAAGAAGAUGAUGUAAAAGAUUCAUGGGAAGAAGAAGAAGAGGAGAAACCUAAGCCACCGCCUGUAGAAAAGGACGUGGCAAAACCUAGUGUUAAGGCUCCUGCAAAAAAAGGAAAACAGCUAGCUUCAAAGAGUGUUGAAGAACCAGAUGAGCCUCCUCUUAGUCCUACUUCAGAGAAAAUUCGCCAGCAAAGGCUCGUUGAAGAAGCUGACUUCAAGUCAACCACAGAACUUUUUGCAAAGAAGGACGGCGCUGAAAAGUCUCUAGAUACUUUUAUUCCAAAGUCCGAGAGUGACUUUGCAGAAUAUGCGGAGCUUAUCGCAAAUAAACUACGUCCCUAUGAGAAAAGCUUUCACUACAUGGGUCUACUUAAGAAUGUCAUGAGACUUUCCAUGACAUCUUUGAAAGGUGCGGAUGCUAAAGAAAUAUCUUCCUCUGUCACAGCAAUUGCUAAUGAGAAGAUCAAGGCUGAGAAAGAAGCUGCAGCGGGCAAAAAGAAACAAGGAGGCAAAAAGAAGCAGCUCCACAUUGAGAAAGCAGACGAUGACUUCAUCCCUGGUCGGGGAGGUUUUGAUGAUCCAGAUGAAUACGACUUCAUGUGAUUGGCUGGGAGGAAAGUAGGUUUCUGUCUUUUAUACCUUGGCAAGCAGAGAUUAGUAGAGUUUGCGGCAUAGCUGGAAUUCCAGAGGCUCCUGAAAACGCUUGAAUUUGGACCUUGCUUAUCUAUUUCAGGUUAAUUUUUCGAGACUAGAGAGUGAGAAAAGCGUUUGUGGUGUGUUUUUCUUAUUAUCGGGCCGUUGUGUUUUUUCUUUCUGCGAGUUCGUACCUAUUUUUGGCCAACUGUACUAUAACAUGUAUCUGGUUAUAUUGGAGUCAUGCAAGUAAUCCUGGAGGGUGCCUCGCUUGUUUUUGGAGUUAA